CAAUACGAACUGAAUUAAUAACAGGAAAGAUUAUACUUAUAUAAAUUUAAUUUAAUACGUUUGUUUAGUUUUAUUCCCACUAGAGUUACUUUUUAUCCGCCAUUUUGGAUUUAAUCAACCAACAUUUGACUUUACCGAUUUUACCAACAUGCAGUAUAGCCAACAUAAAUGUAAUAUGAUGGCAGUUGUUUAAGACGGAAUUAUUAAUAAGUGACUUUUGUAGAUAGAAACAAAUAUUGUCGUAAAAAAAUUUUAACUCUAACGCAAGUAUUAUGAUUUAUCACGUGAAUUGAAACUAUAUAUAUAUUCGGUAGAAUCAUCGUAGUGUUUCUCGAUUAGUUCUGCAAAAUGCCCUUUUUGAAAUGUUUAAAAAUUUCUUCUAGUAAAGAGCAAUCGGAAAGAACCAAAAGAAAUGGAUUACGGUUUUCGAUAUAUAGUUCAUAUAAGAAAGUUCUUUUCAAGGGACAUUAUAAAGGCGAAUGGAAGGACGAUAGAAAACACGGCAAGGGUAUAGACAUAGACAGAAAUGGUUGGAUGUACGAAGGUGAUUGGUUUUGUGGACGAAAACACGGUUAUGGAGUAUUGAGUAAAAUCUCAAAGGACGGUAGUAUUCGUAAAAUAUAUGCGGGUAAUUGGAUGAUGGGAAAAAAGGAAGGUUUUGGUAAUCAUUGGUACGAUAAUGGCGAUUAUUAUGAAGGGGACUUUCAAUGUAACAAACGUCAUGGUUAUGGCCGUAUUUGGUACAAAAAUUCCGAUUAUUACCAAGGCUUUUGGAAAAAUGAUUUUCCGAAUGGCAAAGGAAUAUUCGUUGAAGGAAAUGGAAAUCGGUACGAGGGAACUUUCGUCGAUGGCAAAAGAAAUAAAUUCGGUACAUUUUAUCAUUUAGACACCGGCCAAUGUCAAUACGGUUAUUGGUGCAACGAUUCUUGCAUUCAUAGCAUAAUGCGAGAUAUUAAUUGGCGACAAUCGGCGUUACAUCCAACACCAUAUCCCAUACCGGAAAUAAAAAUGUCGACCAUUUGUUAUUGACAUUCGAUUUAAUUUAUUUUUUUUUUUAAUCGUUAAUCGUAAUCAACGAAUUAUCGAUUGUUAAAUAAUGAUGAUUUUUUUUUUUACAUAAUAACAAGCAAAACUUCUUUCAUAUAAUUUUGUAUUUUCAUUAUACGUGCGAGGAAUAUCGUGUUUUCCCAUUUAGAAACUUUGUUCUUCGAUUGCUCUUCGUAUAAUCACGAAACGUCCUUCCUUUUGCGUUAUGCCAUUAACUAGUUUGAAGUUGUAUUAAAGCUAUCGUUACGAGUAGUAACUCCCAUGAUUUUCCGCAUGUGCUUCAUUAAAAUGAAGAAUAAACAUUUCCAAACAUG
Messenger RNA from Vespula pensylvanica (western yellowjacket), 1361 nucleotides. RefSeq names its product MORN repeat-containing protein 3-like. The record is from RefSeq and is a predicted model, not a curated record. The transcript is spliced from 3 exons. Lineage: Eukaryota; Metazoa; Arthropoda; Insecta; Hymenoptera; Vespidae. The coding region runs from base 349 to 1029 and encodes 226 amino acids.